Penicillium samsonianum is the source of this 1158-nucleotide messenger RNA. Its product is annotated as interstitial collagenase. The transcript has a single exon. Gene Ontology annotation, biological process: proteolysis. Bases 1 to 1158 code for a protein of 385 amino acids. Gene Ontology annotation, molecular function: metalloendopeptidase activity; zinc ion binding. Gene Ontology annotation, cellular component: extracellular matrix. The record is from RefSeq and is a predicted model, not a curated record. Lineage: Eukaryota; Fungi; Ascomycota; Eurotiomycetes; Eurotiales; Aspergillaceae.
AUGGCUCAGGAAUCGCUCAACUGGAGAGUAUCAACAUGUGACCAAGUUUGUAAAGAUACUCAAGCUCUGGCCAAGUUGACUACGUUCCUCCAGCUCUUUGACUACAUUCCGCGUGGAUUAACACCCGGAGUGGACGAGCUCACAUCAGCAUUGACCGAAUAUCAAAGAGUGGCUAAUCUGCGCAAAACUGGGGUCUUUGAUAAAGAGACGGCGGCGGAUAUGGAAGAACCUCGAUGUGGCGUGCCUGACGGCCUUGGUCUCAGGAACUUCACUAUUGCAAGUACUAGAUGGAACGAAUUUAACCUAAAAUAUCGAUUCGAUACUUUUUGUGAGGAGCUCAGUGAACAACAAGUUAAGACGACAAUAUCGGGUGCGUUCGGUAAAUGGAGUGCCAUCUCACGAUUCACAUUUACGGAGGUAGGCCGUGAGCAGGAUGCUCAUAUUCGCAUUGGCUGGUACAGGAAGGAUCAUCAGGAUGGCAGUCCUUUUGAUGGGAUUGGCACUACUAUUUCUAACGUCGUCGCGCAUGCAUUUUACCCACCUCCUAACGCAGGUGGCUUGGCCGGGGAUGUGCACUUUGACGAAGACGAGAAUUGGACAGUCGAUCUGCUUACGCAUGUCGCACUUCAUGAGAUUGGUCACUCAGUGGGUUUGAUGCAUUCGACAACCGAAACUUCGGUUAUGUGGAAAAAUGUUAACAUCAAUGUCACGGAGCUCACCACCGAUGACAUGGAUGGCAUUUAUGAAAUCUACGGGCCAUUUGGUCGUCCCACAGUUCUUAGGCGUAACCUUGGCUCGCGCAUAAAUACAAAAAAUGAAACCAUGACUGAGGGCGACUUCCUACAGUCCAACAAUGGCCUGUACCGCUUCAUUUGCCAAGGUGAUGGUAAUGUCGUGCUUUAUGGACCAGGAAAUAAUGUGGUGUGGAAAAGCUCGACAGAUGGAAUGGGAAGGCCUCCGUUCCGCAUCGUCGCUCAAGAUGACCGCAAUAUUGUCCAGUACGAUCGUGACAAUCAGGCCCUUUGGAGAACUGGUACGAGCCUACCGGGUCACAGUCACACAGACUGCUUCUUCAUUUUGCAGGAUGAUCGCAAUCUUGUUCUGUACCAGCCAGGAAACCCGAUAAUUGCGGUGUGGCAUACACAUACAAAUGUUUAA